This is a messenger RNA of Cuscuta campestris, 615 nucleotides long. NCBI's taxonomy places the organism in Eukaryota, Viridiplantae, Streptophyta, Magnoliopsida, Solanales, Convolvulaceae. The record is from the annotation of a GenBank genome assembly.
CCUUGUUACCUAGCUAUAUAAACACGGAGUAAUUAGUAUUGAGCCAAAUCCACCGCAAAAAAAACACAAAAAAAACAUCUUAUUUUGAUUUUGGUUCUGAUAGAAUAGAAUGAUAUGCUUGUUGCUCGUGUGCGGCCGAGAUGAGAGGGUGGCGGCACGGUGGCCGGCGGCGGGAGUGUGCCCUAUCUGCGGCGGAGCAGUUCAAGCCGUCGUGGUGGAGAGCCAAUGGAAUUUCUGCUUCUUUCCUCUCUACGCAAAAACCAAGCAAAAGUUUUACUGCACCAGCUGUUUAAGCCGCUUGAUUCUAAUUCAGGGAACAAAUCAAUUCCGCAUUAUUAUUCGAUGUAUAUAGCUAGGGAAAGUGAGCAGAUACGCGUUUCUCUGUGCUUUUAAACUGACUUAUAAGGUGUUUAUAACCCAGAAAAAAUAAGUAUAUCUUACUUACUUAUUUUUAAAUCAGUUUUUUCGUUUCUUCAUUUUGAUGAGAUUACUUGCAAAAUUAUCUCUCACCUAUUAUGAGUAUUCCCAAAUGACUUAUAUACCAUUUAAGUCAUUUAAUCUACAUAAAAAAAUUUAAUUUAUAACCAACUUAUAAAUUAAAAACUGCUUAUAAUU